AAAGUGCGCGGGCAAAUUGCGACCUGUGUAUGCAGAUGAGGAGAAAAUGGCGUCCUCCGCUGGAAAGAAGCGGCCGAUGGUCCGCGUGUCUCGGACGGAUUCAUCCUCCAAUCUGACAGACAAGGACUCUAAAAAGCCGAAGAUGGACUCUGGAGAUCGCCAGGGUGAGUCUGCCUCCCUGUACAGUGAGGAGGAGGAGGCAGCCCAGCGAGACCCGGCCAAGGAUGUCAGCCUGUACAAGACAGCCUGCGACGGGAUCAGACAACUCCUGCAGGAGAUACAAGACAUCAGGGGCAGCGGAAGGAAGGAUGCUGCUGCUGAGAUAGCCGAGAGAAAAAUCCAGGCCAGCAUGCACUUCAUCACUCUCAAGAAACUCAACAGAUUGGCUCACAUGCGGUGUAAGAAGGCCCGGGACACGACCCACGAGCACAAGCAGAAGGUGGACAGCUACCACCUGCAGCUGCAGAACCUGCUGUACGAGGUGCUGCACCUGCAGAAGGAGAUCACCAAGUGUCUGGAGUUCAAAUCCAAGGAUGAAGAAAUAGAGCUUGUUGAUGAAGCAGAGUUCUACAAAGAGGCCCCAGAGGAUAUCUCUAAACCUGAUGUUACCCAGCAGGACCCCCACCAGCUGACCCUGGCGCGGCUGGACUGGGAGCUGGAGCAGAGGAAGCGGCUGGCGGCUAAGUGUAAGGACUACGAGGAUCAGAAGGAGGAGAUCUCACAGGAGAUCCAGACCCGCCGAGACCAGCUGGACAGUCUGCUGCCCAGACUCAACACUGUGCUGGAGUCUACCAAGCCCCUCCAGGAGGCGCUAAAGAUGCCAUUUGACGAGAUGCGACAGCAGCACAGGAUGGCCCAGUUCCUGCCCAGGCCUCUCUACGUGCUGUAUGUCCAGUCUUCAGCCUACCAACAAGCCUGCGAUCCUGCCCUGACAGUGACCAUUGAGGGAGACCUGGAUGCGGCCAAGUCCUCCGGACCGUCCACCUCAGCUGCCCUGGACGUGGACAGCGACUCGGACGAUGAGGAGGGGACCAAAGAGAAGUCCCGCCGUCGGCGUACCAUCAGUGUAGACCCCACAGACAGGAGGGGGAAAGUUCUGCACAAACAUCCACUACAAGUCAACAUCACCAUCAAAUGUAAAGAUGGGUCCAGCCUGGCCCUGACGUUCCACUACCUGCUGGCUCUGCAGGUGGUGACGGUCAUCGUCCAGCUCCAGCCGGCAGCCGAGGCUGUCACAGUCUCCAUCUCAGGAGGGGAUUUGCUGUCUCCGUCCUCCCUGCUCAGCUGUCUGUUCCCUGGUGACCAUGGCAACACCACGCCCAACCCUGCCAACCAGUUUCUACUGGAGAGGGCAAGUAUUGAAGACUUCAACGAGUGUGUGAAGGAGGUGGGCAAGCCUUACGUGUGGGCCCAGCAGCUAGCAGGGCUACAGUUCCUCAAUACUGAAGAGCCCCCGAAGCCUGACACACAUCUCAGUUCGACUCACAUGGAGAAGACCAUGAAGGCUCUGAAGGUUCGAGUACGGGCCAGGCUGGCUCUGGUGCAGCAACUAGCUUCACUAGAGAGAGGCUCAGUCCCAGUAAACAGGGAAUGUCAGCAUCUCUUCCCAACCAAGAUCACAUCAAGGCUGACAACAUGGAAGUCCAUCACCUAUGAUGACUACAUCGUCCUCCCUUACAGCCAGCCUGUUGUAGAUUCAGGAAUGGUCCAUGAAACUGACAACUUCUACCUUGCAGUGGUGCAGCGUGGUUCAGCCACCCUGACAGCAGCUGUCCUGUUGAGCCCCGGCUACCUGACCUGUCCUCCUGUCUUCAGCCUCAAUCUCAACAUGGGCACAGACCGAACAGCCAGCUGUGAUGAAAACAUCAGGGCCAUGGAGCAUGAGGUCAACGUCCAUUACAAAGAACUACUGGUGAAGGGGUCACAUGACCAACUGCUGACCAAUCAGCUGCAACGAUUGCUGAUGUGCCUGGAUGUGUACCUGGAGACUCAGAGUACCAGCAGUGCGACAGAGGGACCUUCGGAGUUCGGGCGAGAAAAGAUUUGUCCACGAGUAGUUAGGGGUCCCAGUCGAUGUAAACCGUUUGUCUUCAACAGCCAACACGGGUUCUUCACUCAACGUUGAGCAAUGCUCGCUCGAUCAACAGUAGUGACCAAAAAUUAUGCUUCUCCCAUUGACAAGCAAAUGAGCACUUAGUAAUUAGAACUUUCAAGACUUUGGGGAUAGUAUUACAUGUACUUCAUGGGAUCAUUUUCUAUGUGCUUAUAUUUUGAUCAUUGCUGAUUAUGUAAUUGAAGGGUUAGUGAAUUUUUUUAUUUUUCACAAAAAGUUUUGAAUAACUUGAAACAUUUCUGUAAGAAAAGGCAGUAUCAUGAUAAUAUGGGCAUUUCAGAUCAGAUCUUGUUCUUUGUUUGACCUGAAAACAAAAUAUAUGUCAGUGUCAACAGAAGUUGCAAUGGUUUGAUUUGUACAUCUACACACAUGUAUUACCAUAAGAUAGAUGUAACAUUUUCUGCUGUCUGGGGUAUUACACUCAUUAUUUCUCUAACUA
Molecule: messenger RNA, 2552 nt
Organism: Branchiostoma belcheri (Belcher's lancelet)
Lineage: Eukaryota; Metazoa; Chordata; Leptocardii; Amphioxiformes; Branchiostomatidae
Product: THO complex subunit 5 homolog
Exons: 17
Coding region: 47-2125 (692 amino acids)
Biological process (GO): mRNA export from nucleus; positive regulation of DNA-templated transcription, elongation
Cellular component (GO): THO complex part of transcription export complex
Molecular function (GO): mRNA binding
Source: RefSeq, a predicted model, not a curated record